AUGGUUUCAAGUGAAGACGAGGACGAUCGUUUUUUAUAUGGUUCAGAUGCUGAGGCUGAUAGUUCCUCUCAGCAUAAGCGGAAGCUAGAGCCACAAACAACUGUACAAGUUAGCGAAGAACGUGAGCCAAAACGAGUAAAGAUACCAACAACAGAACCGGCUGCCGACGAUGAAGAAAUAAUAGAGGAGGAUGUAGAUUCGUCGGAUUCAGAAGCAGAUGCCGAUGAUUCUGAUAAGGAUUCAGAUUCAGAUGUGGAGAUUAUUAUAGGUACAGGGACUGAUCUAUCAAAGUUGGACUCAAAGAACGCCGCUACCCCUUCUACCGCGGCUACUACAACAUCUGCGUCGGAGUUAACAAUUGCGCCUGUUUCUGAGCAGACUGGAUCGACGACUACUGUUGCCACGGUGAACGACAAUUCCAGCUCUGUGACGAAAGCGGUUGGAGCAAUUGAUAUCAAUGCUAUUGGCGAAUUUGAGGGCCAACCGAUUACCGAUAUUGAUCCGGAAGUGCUUAAGGAAAAGCCCUGGCGUCAACCGGGUGCAAAUCUAUCAGAUUACUUUAACUACGGUUUUACUGAGGAAACAUGGAUGGAAUAUUUGCACAAGCAGGAGAAGCUACGGAAGGAAUAUAACCCCCAAAAAAUACUUAUGGGGCUUCUUGCGCUCCAGCAGCAGGGUAAACUUAACGAUACCACUGGAGCGGGCGAUGGUGGCAUGGCAGGGGCGGGGUCGAACGGGAAUGGAGGAGUCGCUUCUCACGGCGAUGUGAACUCACCUAACAAGAACAAUGCUUCAGUAAACGCAAUGCCCCCACCUCCUGCCUUUCCAAUGGGUAUGCAUCACAUGUUUGGGGGUUUCCCGCCCUUCCCAUUUCCUGGCAUGAUGCCCCCGAACUUGGGCGCUAAUGCUGGAAACGCAAACAAGAAUGGCUCCACAGCUAAUGCAUCUGGUAACAAUAAUGGCAAUGGCAAGUAA
Messenger RNA from Eremothecium sinecaudum, 975 nucleotides. It is a transcript of the gene FIP1, whose product is annotated as cleavage polyadenylation factor subunit FIP1. The transcript has a single exon. Gene Ontology annotation, cellular component: mRNA cleavage and polyadenylation specificity factor complex. The record is from RefSeq and is a predicted model, not a curated record. NCBI's taxonomy places the organism in Eukaryota, Fungi, Ascomycota, Saccharomycetes, Saccharomycetales, Saccharomycetaceae. Gene Ontology annotation, molecular function: RNA binding. The coding region runs from base 1 to 975 and encodes 324 amino acids.